Molecule: messenger RNA, 1277 nt
Organism: Setaria italica (foxtail millet)
Lineage: Eukaryota; Viridiplantae; Streptophyta; Magnoliopsida; Poales; Poaceae
Product: thioredoxin-like 1-2, chloroplastic
Biological process (GO): cell redox homeostasis
Source: RefSeq, a predicted model, not a curated record
CUUCGCCGCUUCCCCAAUCUUUGAUUCUCUUCUCUCGUGUUGCCCUCUCUCUUCGUCUCGCGCUGUGGUCUCGCUCUUCCUCCCUCCCUUCCUCGAGCGCGGUUUGGACAUGGCGGCGGCGCAGGCGGUCGCGAAGGGCAGCGUGGUGUCGCCGUGCGGCAGCAGGGCCGCGCCGGGGCUCCUGAGUCGGCGGAGGGGCGCCGUGGCGACGCGGAUGGCGCCGUCGGCGGUGCGGAUCGGGGGCUCCUGGAGGAAGACCGCGUUCCUCGGCGGUAGGCUGGCGGUCGGGCCGAGGAGAUCCAGGUCCGCGUCCCGGACCCUCGUCGCGUCGCCGGUGCAGAUGAACAUGAACCUUGCGAUUGGGAAAUCCAUGAGGUGGUGGGAGAAGGGGCUGCAGCCCAACAUGCGGGAGAUCGAGUCCGCCCAGGAUCUCGUCGAUUCCUUGACCAACGCCGGCGACAGACUCGUCAUCGUGGACUUCUUCUCCCCCGGCUGCGGCGGUUGCCGUGCUCUUCACCCCAAGAUUUGCCAGUUUGCGGAGCAGAACCCGGAUGUGCUGUUCUUGCAAGUGAACCAUGAGGAGCACAAGUCUAUGUGCUACAGCCUCCAUGUCCACGUCCUCCCAUUCUUCAGGUUCUACAGGGGAGCUCAGGGACGGCUCUGCAGCUUCAGUUGUACCAACGCAACUAUCAAGAAGUUCAAGGAUGCACUUGCAAAGCACAAACCGGAUAGAUGUAGCAUUGGCCCAACUAGAGGGCUGGAGGAAUCAGAGUUAUUAGCAUUGGCUGCAAACAAGGACUUGCAGUUCACCUACACCAAGAAGCCAGAACUGAUCCCCAGCGGAGAUGCUGCUGCUGAGGUCAUUGCUCCCGAGCCUACAAAGCUUCCUGCGGCAACAAAGCCGUCGGUCAAGAUAGGGUCCGAGGAGAGGUCUUGGUCUCAUCAGGAAGAUGAGAUGAAUGACCUCUAGUGUGGUGGUGGUUUGUGAUGUGUACAGGUUGUAGCUUCUCAUGGUAGUAGAGCGCAGGCUAAGAUUUUUACUUGUGAAGCCUGCCCGCCUGAGCUCGGUUGUGUUAGCAAUAGCAGGGUGUUGCUGUGGAGCUAUGCCUUCGGGGAAUUGUAUGGUAGUUGUAUGAAUGAAUUCGUCUGCAUGCUAUUUGGCUCCAUAUUAUAAAUCAUGUGGGUGAGUUCCUUCUCUUUUCAUUUCUCCCUCAACCUCAGGAUGUUGUAUGGGUGUAUUUUGCGAAGCUCCAUAAUCAACCAUGUAUGUUGUGGCA